CCAAAGCAACCAUGCCAUUGCGUGGUAGCAUCGCAAGCAAUCCAUAAUGUUUUCUUCUUCCGGCGGCGGCAAGAAAGCCCCUCCCCAGCAGUUGUCGCCGAAGCAGGAGAUGGUGCAAGUCGACAGGUCCGACGCUGCCUCCCCGUUCUGGAGGGCCCCUCCUCGAGACACCCCGCCUGCGACCAAGGCACGCGACUCGAGCCUGGUGGUGGGGGCCGCCUAUUCCCACGCCGACAUGCUCAAGUUUGACUCUCUGAACCUCUCCGGCCCCGGCUCGCGCCCAAGGACCCCACCAUCCGCGGCUUCAGGUUACGAGCGGACCGCCUCAGCGAGCUCACCGUCGCGAAAGACAGGCUCCAAGGCUACCGCACCGCCGUUCAAGACCUACAUGAACUUUCUGUCCAACACCAACGAUGACUGGACCGUUGAGGACGCCGAGGACAUGUACGACUACGAGUCGGACGACGGCGACGACUUCGGCCUGCCGAGUCUGUCCAACAUGAAGAGGAGGACAAAGAGGAUGGCAGAACAGAGCAAGGCGCAGACCGACAGCGGACUGGGCCACGACGAAGACCGGCGGGAGGAACCGCGCCGAAGAAACUCGGACAGUGCUGACAUUGCCAUCGAGCGGCCGGCCUCCAUAUACCCCAUCCCUAAGAAGAGCGAGGGCAAGAUACUACGGCCGCAAUACAAGGAAAUCUUGCGCGACCCCGCGAACGCGCUCCAUUUGAUAAACUACCCCUCCACACCAGCCAACGCCACGCAGAAAGAGAUGGACACCAUCAAUUCGAGGAUAACAAGGAUAAACAAGUUCAAAAGGUUAUUACAGGCAUCAACAAUAUCGCUCUCUGACCUGCGAGCCCUGGCAUGGUCCGGCGUGCCAGAAGAAGUCCGCGCCAUGACCUGGCAGCUCCUGCUCAGCUAUCUCCCGACCAGCAGCGAAAGAAGGGUAGCCACGCUCGAGCGAAAACGAAAAGAGUACCUCGACGGGGUGCGACAAGCCUUCGAAAAAGGAGGCGGCGGCGGAGGAAGCGGCGGCACGUCCACCUCGGCCCGCGGCGGGCGCGGCCUGGACGAGGCAAUCUGGCACCAGAUCAGCAUCGACGUGCCGCGCACCAACCCGCACAUUGAGCUCUACGGCUACGAGGCGACGCAGCGCUCGCUCGAGCGCAUCCUGUACGUGUGGGCGGUGCGGCACCCGGCGAGCGGGUACGUGCAGGGCAUCAACGACCUCGUCACGCCCUUCUGGCAGGUCUUUCUAGGCGUCUACAUCACGGACCCGGACAUUGAGAGCGGCAUGGACCCGGGCCAACUGCCGCGCGCCGUGCUGGACGCGGUCGAGGCCGACUCGUUCUGGUGCCUGACCAAGCUGCUGGACGGCAUCCAGGACCACUACAUUGUGGCGCAGCCGGGCAUCCAGCGGCAGGUGUCAGCGCUGCGGGAUCUGACGGCCCGCAUCGACGCUGGGCUGGCCAAGCACCUGGAGAAGGAGAACGUCGAGUUCAUCCAGUUCAGCUUCCGCUGGAUGAACUGCCUGCUGAUGCGCGAAAUCAGCGUGAAGAAUACCAUCCGCAUGUGGGAUACCUACAUGGCCGAAGAACAAGGCUUCUCCGAAUUCCACCUCUACGUGUGCGCCGCCUUUUUGGUGAAAUGGUCCGACAAGCUUGUCAAGAUGGAUUUUCAAGAGAUCAUGAUGUUCCUGCAGUCGCUGCCGACGCGCGACUGGACCGAGAAAGACAUUGAGCUGCUGCUGAGCGAGGCCUACAUCUGGCAGAGCCUGUUCAAGGGGUCGUCGGCGCACCUGCGGGGGCCCGAGAACAGGGUGCAGAGCACGAACUUUCAGCUCUAAUGAAUUAAUCUUUGAAUUGUUUCGAUGUGGGAUGGGACAGAAAGUAUACAUGUUUCUUUGUGACGGGUUGACUGGGAGGGAUGUGGGAAGCGAGCGCAUAGCAUAGCAUCGAUCGAUUAAGAUGGCAUCAGUAGUAAAUACCCCCUGGAGAUGGUGGAGAUAUCUUUGGCUCUGAUCGACAUCACGUCGUUAUCGUUGUGUUUUCAAGCAUCAAAUAUGCA
Molecule: messenger RNA, 2070 nt
Organism: Parathielavia appendiculata
Lineage: Eukaryota; Fungi; Ascomycota; Sordariomycetes; Sordariales; Chaetomiaceae
Product: RabGAP/TBC
Exons: 6
Coding region: 47-1849 (600 amino acids)
Biological process (GO): activation of GTPase activity
Cellular component (GO): Golgi apparatus
Molecular function (GO): GTPase activator activity
Source: RefSeq, a predicted model, not a curated record